AUCCUGGCGGAAAUGCCAAAUCUGGUACACGCGAUUGCGACUCUGAUCAAAUGUAUUGCUUUUUACGUGGCGAUGUGCGGGUUGAGGGUGCUUGUUGUUGAUGCACUCAAAGUGGAUCUGGGGCCUACCGCCAAAGCUUUCAUGGAAGGCUCGCAGAAUCACUUCAAAGCACCAACAUUCCAAGCCCAAGGAGGGAACUGGUCAAACGACGACUUGGGACAGGAGAAGCGCGAGGUCUAG
Messenger RNA from Aureobasidium namibiae CBS 147.97, 240 nucleotides. RefSeq lists its product as uncharacterized. The record is from RefSeq and is a predicted model, not a curated record. The transcript has a single exon. The annotation marks the transcript as partial. NCBI's taxonomy places the organism in Eukaryota, Fungi, Ascomycota, Dothideomycetes, Dothideales, Saccotheciaceae.